AUGCGUAUGUACCGCGUAAUCACCGGUAUGACCAAGAAUUCAUAUAAUGCAAGAGACUUAAGCACCGUAUCAUUGGACGUAAGUACCAAACGAUGCCAGUAUAGGGCAAGGAUUCCGAAGGCACAUUCGAUAACUGCGCAAGAGAUAGAUGAUGUCACCGAAAUUGAAGGGAAUUCAGAAAUAGAAGGCGAAACUUCAGCUACGGAUCAAGAAACUCCGACCGUAUCAAACAAUAGUAAGGGGAUCUUCGUAGAAUAUGAGAAAAAUUUCGGGAGAUUCAGCAUUGAAGUCGGUGGAUUCACCGCAGGAACGAUAGCCAUGCUUACAUCAGGUUUGGACUUGGAUCUUACUGCUAGCAGAUACUAG
Molecule: messenger RNA, 366 nt
Organism: Acanthoscelides obtectus
Lineage: Eukaryota; Metazoa; Arthropoda; Insecta; Coleoptera; Chrysomelidae
Source: the annotation of a GenBank genome assembly